This is a messenger RNA of Chlamydomonas reinhardtii, 681 nucleotides long. RefSeq lists its product as uncharacterized. The coding region runs from base 35 to 496 and encodes 153 amino acids. The record is from RefSeq and is a predicted model, not a curated record. NCBI's taxonomy places the organism in Eukaryota, Viridiplantae, Chlorophyta, Chlorophyceae, Chlamydomonadales, Chlamydomonadaceae. The transcript has 2 exons.
CCCCUUUUGUAUGUGCUCCCCCCGUAAGAGGCGUAUGGCGAAUGUGGGCUUGGCGGCAGCGGUGGCAGCGGCGGCAGCGGCGGCGGUGGCAGUGGCAGUAGCUGCAGGCCGUGAGCGGGGCAGCAACGGCGGCGGCGGCGGCGGCGUCAGCGGCGGCAGUGGUGGCAGUGGUGGCAGUGGUGGCAGUGGUGGCAGCGGCGGCGGUGGCGGCGGUGGCGGCGGCGCCGGCGGCGGCGGCAGCGGUGGCAGUGGUGGCAGCGGCAGUGGUGGCGGCAGUGGCAGCAGCGGCAGUGGUGGCGGCAGCGGCGGCAGCGGCGGCAGCGGCGGCAGCGGCGGCAGCGGCGGCAGCGGCGGCAGUGGCGGCAGCGGCGGCAGUGGUGGCAGCGGCGGCAGCGGCGACAGCGGCGGCAGCGGCGGCGGCGGCGGCGGCAGCGAAGGCAGCGGCGGCAGAGGCACCAGCGGCGGUCUUCCACCUGCUAUCCUCGUUUCACCAUAAGACGGCUUUUUGGGCUGAGCCCCCCCAGCGCAGCGUUUCAGGGGAGGGGGGGCGAAGCCCCCCAGGAACACCCCUGUCCGUGGCUGGUUCGUUCGUGCGUCGGCAAAACAUAGCAUACUGGCGCAAACCGCGAGUGCUACGUAUUAAUAUGUGUUAAUGCCUAUUGCAUGUAAAUAGGUGGCAGG